AUGGAUGUGGAUAUGGAUGCGGACCCGUUCAACCAGCAAAAGUACUCGCGUCCGCCGACCAACUCGAGUGGACUGUCCUCGCAGUAUUUACCCGUACACACACAGGAUGAUGGCAGCAAUCGGGCGCGAUACUCGCCCAUGAACACGUCGCCCACCGCAUUUACGAGCCCUCCACAACAGCAGCAGCAGCAGCAGCAGCAACUGACGCCGAAUCCCGUGCAGUACACCUCGUAUACACCCCAGCAGGCCGCGCGUCAAUCGCCUCAUAGACAGAGCCAGAGCCAGUACGCUUCGCCCACACAGCAGGGAAGAUACUAUGCCUCCCCGCCUGCCUCAGUGCGAGCGCACACCAACCAAUUACCGCCACUGCAAUCGAACUUGCAGUCGCCGACAUCCUUUUACCCACAGUCUGCUACGCAGCAGCUGAAUGCCGUAUUUGGCCACGACGCUCCCGAACCGGAGAAGAAGACGCCGCAGCAGCAGCAACAGCAGCAGCAGUCAGCGCACGGCAACAGCACAGUUCCGCAGUUCUCUCGAAUAUACAACGCUGCUGACUUGCAUUGCCAAGUCAAUGCGCAGCCUCCUUUUAGGAGAGCGAACCCAGAAGGUGGCUUCAUCAGCCCGCUGCAAGCACUGACGACGCACCUACCGGCGACGUAUCGAAUAUGCAACCCGGCAUUUCAGUACGAAUCCUCACGAAAUCCGCGAAGAGUGCUCACGAAGCCGAGCAAGGGUGUCAAGAAUGAUGGCUACGAUAAUGAGGACAGUGACUACAUUCUCUACGUGAACGACAUCCUGGGGUCAGAAGAGACGAACCACAAGAACAGGUACUUGAUUCUUGAUGUGCUAGGACAAGGUACUUUCGGACAGGUGGUCAAGUGCCAAAACUUGAAGACGCAGGAAGUGGUGGCUGUGAAGGUCGUGAAGAACAAAACGGCAUACUUCAACCAGAGUAUGAUGGAAGUGUCGGUGUUGGACCUUCUGAAUGGCAGAAUGGACAAGAAUGAUGACCACCAUAUUCUGCGCUUGAAGGACACCUUUAUCCACCGACAGCAUCUGUGCUUGGUCUUCGAGCUGCUGUCCGUGAACUUGUACGAGCUGAUCAAGCAAAAUCAGUUCCGAGGGCUGAGCACCACACUGGUCCGGGUGUUCGCACAGCAAUUGCUCAAUGGACUGUGUUUGCUCAGCAAGGCAAAGCUGAUACACUGUGAUCUGAAGCCAGAGAACAUUCUGUUAAAAAACCUGGAGAGCCCGAUCAUCAAGAUUAUUGAUUUUGGGUCUGCCUGCGAUGAACGACAAACCGUAUACACGUACAUCCAGUCUCGCUUUUACCGAUCACCAGAAGUCUUGCUCGGUCUGCCCUACUCUGCCGCGAUCGAUAUGUGGUCGCUGGGUUGUAUCGUGGUGGAACUGUUUCUGGGUCUUCCAUUGUUUCCCGGUUCGUCGGAAUAUAACCAAGUCUCACGAAUUACGGAAAUGCUGGGAUUGCCGCCCACGUGGAUGCUCGAAGUCGGCAAGCAGUCGGGAGAGUUUUUCGAAAAAGUACACGAUGAAUUUGGGCGGAGAACGUACCGACUGAAGUCGAUGGAGCAGUAUUCUCGGGAGCAUGGUACGAAAGAGCAGCCGAGCAAGAAGUACUUUCAGCAGACACGGCUGCCAGAUAUCAUCCGAGCGUACCCUAUGCCCAGGAAGGGAAUGAAGCAGAACGAGAUGGAGCGAGAAAUGGCCAAUCGUGAGGCUUUUAUCGACUUCGUCCAUGGUCUCCUCAACAUUAACCCACUCGAGCGAUGGACGCCGCAGCAAGCACGUACGCACCCUUUCAUCACACAGCAGAAGUUCACAGGGCCUUUCCAGCCACGCAUGGAUCUCAAGCCGACAUCGCGGUCGCCCGCACCGGGUGUGCAACAGCAACAACAGGCGGAAGCUCUGUCCAGACAACGGCAACAGCAAGCGCAGGCGGCACAGGUGCAGCAAGCUGCGAAUGCCGCUUAUGCAAAUGCUAUGCAUGGCAUGACGCCCAGUUAUCCCACCACUCCCACCGCUGCGCAACAACAACAUCAACAGCAGCAGCAGCAGCAGCAGCAGGCUGCGAUGUACCAGAACAUGUACAGCCCGAGUCAACAGGGCGCCCCUCCACCGUAUCCUUCCAACCCCCCGGUGCAAUCUGCCUACGGCCAGCAAAUGCCCAUGAUACAACAGCCGCCUCCUGUAGCCGGCAUGAAUCCUUAUGCGCAGCAACCCCCGCAGAACCUAUAUGCCCAAGCUACCACUCGGGCCGGUCGGCAACGAGCGAGCACAAUGGAUGGAAACGGGAAUGUUAAUGGCAUUCCCUCUGCGCUCCAACGAGUGGUGAGCCACCUGGACCCCAACCAACCUAUCAGGUUGCAACCCAGUCCAGCAUACUAUCCACCGCCCCAAGAUGGACAAUCAGCAAGUGAUAUCGGUAGUAUCGGGUCGCGACGACGAGCGAGCCGAGCUGCCGGAAACGGCAGACAAGGAACAAGUGGUCAGGAACGCAAUUUUGUGAGAAUGCUAGAGGACCGGACGUUGGAGGAAGGCUGGAAUGGCAAAAAUGCGCAGUGGCCGGGCAGCAAUGUAUGA
Messenger RNA from Sphaerulina musiva SO2202, 2601 nucleotides. RefSeq names its product kinase-like protein. NCBI's taxonomy places the organism in Eukaryota, Fungi, Ascomycota, Dothideomycetes, Mycosphaerellales, Mycosphaerellaceae. Gene Ontology annotation, cellular component: cytoplasm; nucleus. The record is from RefSeq and is a predicted model, not a curated record. Bases 1 to 2601 code for a protein of 866 amino acids. Gene Ontology annotation, molecular function: protein tyrosine kinase activity; protein serine/threonine kinase activity; ATP binding. The transcript has 3 exons. Gene Ontology annotation, biological process: peptidyl-serine phosphorylation; peptidyl-threonine phosphorylation.